Cyphellophora europaea CBS 101466 is the source of this 2046-nucleotide messenger RNA. RefSeq lists its product as uncharacterized. Gene Ontology annotation, biological process: microtubule cytoskeleton organization; regulation of exit from mitosis; positive regulation of cytokinesis. The coding region runs from base 1 to 2046 and encodes 681 amino acids. The transcript is spliced from 3 exons. Lineage: Eukaryota; Fungi; Ascomycota; Eurotiomycetes; Chaetothyriales; Cyphellophoraceae. Gene Ontology annotation, cellular component: mitotic spindle; spindle pole; nucleolus. The record is from RefSeq and is a predicted model, not a curated record. Gene Ontology annotation, molecular function: protein tyrosine/serine/threonine phosphatase activity; protein serine/threonine phosphatase activity.
AUGGCACCAACUACGGUGCAGCCUGUGAGCUACGGCCAGGUCAUCGAAUACAUCCAGGAUCGCCUCUACCUCGCAUCCUACACUCAAGCUCCCAACGAGAACACUCCAUUCCCAUAUCCCACCGCCCCAAAAAGAUCCCCGCACAAGAAGUCAUCUCGAGCUCAACACGGACCUACACCCGCCGAAGUGCGCCCAGCUCCCGUCUACUUCACCAUCGAUGAUACCCUCCUGUACAAUGCCUUUCACCACGACUUCGGCCCACUGCACAUCGGCCAUCUCUACAGGUUCGCGGUGCAAUUCCACGAGAUCCUUGGUGAUCCAGCAAACAAUGAUAGAUCGGUUGUUUUCUGGAGCAGAGCAGAUGCAAGAAGUCGUGCCAAUGCUGCCUGCCUGGUAGCGUGCUAUAUGGUGCUCAUCCAGGCUUGGCCACCUCAUUUGGCACUCGCCCCGAUCGCGCAAGCAGACCCACCCUACAUGCCCUUCAGAGAUGCCGGCUACAGUCAGGCCGACUUUGUUUUGAACAUUCAAGAUAUCGUCUAUGGUGUUUGGAAGGCCAAGGAGGAGAACUUGUGCCAAUUGAAGGAGUUCAAUCUCGAGGAAUAUGAACGCUUCGAGCGCGUUGAUAUGGGUGACUUCAAUUGGGUAUCACCUCAAUUUGUGGCCUUCGCCUCACCUCAAUCAGAGCCUACGGCUCCAAUACCAGUCAACUCACCUGCGUAUGCGACUCUCCCAUCCUGUAUACCGGAAAUCGCCUCCGCGCGCAUCAAUCAGCCUUUCAAGAACGUUCUUUCCCAUUUUGUUCAGCGCAACGUUGGCCUCGUCGUCCGUCUCAAUAGCGAGCUCUACUGCCCGUCAUACUUCACCGCCCUUGGCAUCCAGCAUAUUGACAUGAUCUUUGAAGACGGCACAUGUCCUCAGCUCCCCAUCGUGCGCAAAUUCAUCAAGCUCGCGCACGAACAAAUCUCUAAACGCAAAGCUAUCGCUGUGCAUUGCAAGGCUGGUCUUGGUCGCACCGGCUGCCUCAUUGGCGCGUAUCUCAUCUACCGCCACGGAUUCACUGCCAACGAGGUCAUCGCUUUCAUGCGCUUCAUGCGCCCUGGCAUGGUUGUUGGACCACAACAGCAUUGGCUACACAUGAACCAGAACACCUUCCGCGAGUGGCAGUUUGAGGAUACCAUCAAAGCCAAGUAUGAGAAGGAGAGCAAGUCUUCCACGCCUAUCAAGCAUUCCAAAACUCCCAUGCGUCAACUGUCCAACACCCAAGUGGCAACCCCGCAACGCAGCUCCGUCCAGCGAGCCGCUCUCGGGGAGAUCGAUGGCAAUGACGCUGCUGGCACCCAGCCCGUCCAAGACGAGAAUCUCCCUGCACCAACACCAGGCCAACCCCGAAAGUAUGCGCGGAUGGACCCUCGUGGCCACACCUAUCAGCGCAGCACCUCGGCUGGCUUCCGCUCCAGCAUGACCACUUCUACACAGCAAGAGAAGGCAGCGGACCCUGCAACUGCCAUGACCGAUUCUGACGAAGAGUUCAUUCUGCAGCGCCUUGCUGCAAGACGAUCAGCGAGCAAAUCUCCCAACGCCACAUCGGCCAAGGGUAAAGGGCGGUCGGUGUCGUACACCACUACCACCACCACAACCACGAAGACGAUCGAUAUGGGCGACAUGGGCAUUUUCGAAGAUGAUGGAGAUGCAGUGUUUGGCGAUACCGAGGUAGAGGACUCAAACGCUAUUUGGGCCGACCACCAAAACGAAAACGCUGCUUCACCCAAGAAGCCCAGCCUGGGUGCGAGUGACGGCGCAGGCAAGAGUCCCACACGCUCGCCUAGUCUAGGCAUGGGCACUCGGUCACGGACUCCACGACGAAGUGCUAGUGGCGUGCACAACAACGGCAGCGGCAUCGGUGUUGCGAAGACACGGUCGAUCCGAGAGCGCGAGUCUCCCAUGAGGAGGAGCACGGAUGAGAGCAAGAGCCGCGUGCGCAAGACCAGUGGGCGUGUGGGCAGCCAGGGCCAUGGACACGCGCACAAAAUCCUCGGCACGCGGUAG